GGGGAAUAAGAAAAGAAAGGAUACACACUCACUGACCAGGUGAUCUCAAAUACCUAAUAGACCAGGGAGAUGGAAGAACAGCCAAGAGGUCUUGGUCAGGAGGCAAUGGGGCAGUGUCCCACUCCAACUCAAGAGAAGCCGUGCAUAAGUUCUGCUUCUGACCAACAGAGAUUCGGCGUCCCUAUCCCUGGCAUCAAAGUACUCCAAAAAUCCCUUUCCAAAUGACCCCUUUUAUAUCUAUGUAAACCAGGGAAAGACAAAUCUUAAUAUUUUGUUUUGUGCACGAAACAAUCCUUGGUGAGCGCUCAGGUCCAGGUAUGCAUACAUCUUAACAAAGGUUGGGGCUUGAUCAGAGCCCCAAAUACCUGUUUGUUGUGUAAGUCUCCAAGGAGUGAUCAAUUCCUUGGACAAUUAUACACCUUUCUCAAGAAAAACGUUCCUUGAGAUGAAUUGCUUUCCCAGGUAACAUAGUUUGUUGGUUAUUUAAUGUUCCAUCUCCAUGGUCACUCCAAUUUAUCUUUAUGUCAGGUCAUGAGGCACAGGGGGCUGGGGAGGAUCUAUCCUCCUCAGUUUCCCUUACACUCUUUUCCCCACACUGAAUUGAAAAGUUACCCAAGUUGCCAUAACCUAAAGAUAUGUGUGAAGAAUGUAGGAACCUUUGGGAAGGCCAUCAGGGUACGAGGGGUGGGGUAGGGGAAUGACCCCACCCAGCCUCAGUUCCCUUUGAUUCAUUACAGCUUCCAUGUUCCAAACCUAUAAUUUAUCCCUCCUAGUUUUACUACUAUGAAAGAAAGAGUUAAAUCAUUGUUUUGUUCUGUUUGUUUGGGAAAGAUGGAGUUUGUGGAGAGAAUCAGAAGAGGGAUACAGGAUAUGGAAGUUCUAAGAGAUCUGGUCAAGGGACACAGAUCUCUACUUAAAGCUCUAUUGGGAUUGAGUGGGGAGGUGCUAUUGGUCUUCAAGAGUGAGGGAGGGCAUCAUUUACAGUGCCUGGCACAUAGUGAGCAUUUAAUAAAUAUGCUUUAUCUAAAAAACAAAGAACUAGGGAAGGGACAUGGUUUUCUGACAGAAAAAUUAUGUGAGUGGGGGAGAAUUAAGACCUUUGAGAGACAAAAGACUGUCUGGAAAGGAUUUGGGGGGCGUGGUCAUAGGGGCUUUAGAAGAUGCUAGGAUCUCUGUCAGUGUUUAGAGGCCACACCCAAGUCCCACCUGGGGCCCCCUGGUUUGGUGAGGUGAGGCAUGACUCUGCCUCCUUUUUUUAUUGCCCUGUAAAGCCCAGCACUAGGGGGAUAUAAGCCAGCUGCUUUGGUGUGGGGGGUGGGAGGGAGGAAGAGAGAGACUAGAGGAAAAGUAACAUCAUGAGCUCUGAAAUCCUCUGGAUCCUGCUGUGUACCCUGCUGGGGAAAACCCUAGGCAAUCGAAUACGAUGUUAUGAUUGUAAUCCAGAUGGUCCCUGCACUGAGAUUGUAAGAACAUGUGAGGAGGGCGAGCGCUGUGGAUUCCUGGAGCAGAGACUCAAUCAAGAAGAGCAGGUCAAGUUUCCAGGGAACCCCACAGUCACCCUGAUCCACCACCGCCCUACCUGUGUGGUUGCCCAUCGCUGUGAACAGCAGGAAACAGAGUUGGUGGGUGGUGUGUCCUAUACCACUCACAGUAGCUGUUGCCAUGGUGACCUCUGCAAUGGUGCUGCGACUACUAUGAUUCCUAGCAUUGCCUUGGCUACUCUGGUGGCCACCACACUGGCUUGGAUCCUUCCAGGACUGUGGGGAGGGUAAUGGCAUUGCUAUAUAGGCACAGGGAGUGAGUAGGGCUGUGAUACCCUCCUCCAAUGUCUAUUAAACUCUACUGACUGAUUUACAGCUGAGCAGAAAAUUCACAUGUUGUGAUGGGAUUGGGGCGAGGGAAUGCAAGGGAGGAAAAUGGAAAUAGGGCUUGGGGGCCUCAGGAAGUGAUCAAAUCUCAGCAGCCAGGGACCCCAAGAGAUGAUGAGAGUACUUGGAGUGCCUGCUAGAUGCUGUUGUUGGGGAAAACCUUCCAAAACCCUGAAACGAGGUAUGUAGGUGAUGGAAGAGUGUCUUGAGUACUCAGUGAGGGUGACCAGGCCUCCCUAGAGCUAUCUGUCUGUGUGUUGUCCUACCCGGCCUUCCCCCUUUCCCCCCACCCUAUAUACACCUUAGCAAAUAAGACAGGGUUGUUUGGAACUCAGAGGAGACAGGAGACAGUUGGGGCAGCUAUUUAAGGGUUGUUUCCCAGGCCUGAGACUUUCCCCUAAAAAACAGCCAAAAAUCUCAGAGUUAAGGAAAACCAUAGCUACUAGAAUCCUUGGCAGGGAAUUGCUCCUACCUCAGUCUAAUCCUUCUCACCCAGCUGAAGUCUCAAGACUACCUGCAGCUCUGGAUGAAAAGUCCUCAAGGGGUGUGGUCCGUACAACAUGUUCCCCCAAACAUUAGGUCCUCUGCCAAUUCUCCAGGCAGAGGUAGGAACAGAAGAGGCCAGAAAAACUUGUUGAUCCAGAUCCUCCCUUCUCCACCCCAAACAGAGAAAUUCCCUGAGGGAGCUUCAGGGAUAAACAACUUGGGUGCCCCAA
This is a messenger RNA of Phascolarctos cinereus (koala), 2584 nucleotides long. The record is from RefSeq and is a predicted model, not a curated record. Lineage: Eukaryota; Metazoa; Chordata; Mammalia; Diprotodontia; Phascolarctidae.